AUGAAAUACGGGAUAAGGAUUCUGCAUAAUAAUCAAAGGGAUCUCUCAACAUGAGUGUAUUUUCAAAUCGGAGAAAAAAUAUACAUGUUUAACUUUGGAGAUGGGAUUCAGAGAAUAGCCUCACAAGCUAAAAUGAAAUUUGGGAAGGUUAGGUCCCUCUUUAUUCCAAGUUUGCUUCCUGAUCACUUUCUGGGGCUGCCAGGCUUUUAUCUGACCGCUCGUGAUGGUAUCAGAGCGAGUGGGAACCCCUUCAGCUUCACUGUUCAUGGUCCUGAAGGCUUCUCAGACAAGUUAAAAGAUUGAAGUUAUAUCAUGGGCACACUUGAAGGUUGAGGAGGCGUCUAUGAACACUCUGAAGAGAUGAAGGAAUUUGAUGAUUUAUGCCCCCAAGAUCCUGGGCUGUGAGUUGAUGUACAUCAGACUAAUUAUUUCCAAGAUGAAACAGUUCGAGUCGAAACUACUUGUAAUCAAGGAAAAAAUGGAGGAAAAAUUCUUAGCUACUUUGUAGUGCCAAAGCAAACUAGAGGAAAGUUCUUACCACAAGUAGCCAAGAAGUUGGGAUGAAAUCCGAAGGUUCAUUUUAAGAAAUUAUCACUUGGAGAAGAUGUAACUUUAGAAGACGGUACAGUCAUUCGUUCUUCUCAAGUUGUUGAUGAAGCUUUACCUUCAGAAUCAUUCAUCAUUAACUUCGUGCCGGACUCUACUUUCAUAGAUUCUGUGGUCUCAAACCCAAAGUAUGAAGCAUAUUUCGAAGAGAAUAUCUCAACCUCCACUAGACUCUCAAUAAUCUACCACUCUACUCAGAGUUGGGAAAUAUUUACAAAUGAAAAAUACUUGGAAUUUAUGAGAAAAUUCGGUCCAAAUGUCAAACAUGUUAUUGACUGUAAAGACCUUAACACAGAGAGAAAUUUGAGAUACAAAUCAAUGGCUCUAGCCAAACAAUACCAGAGCAUAUGUCCUCGACUCUAUCCUCUGGCUCCUGACAACCUGAUUGACUUUAAGGAACAAAAUUUUCACUGUGUUGAAGAAGAACUUAAAGAAUUUGAUAUCAUUUUCUCUGAAGCUGGGUUAAGAAUUGAGCUAUAUCCAGCCAAAUGUGCAGGCGUGUUCAAUGAAGAUGUUAUUACUAACAAAUUCUUGAUAAAUGAAGAGGAGCAGAAGGUUAUAGAAACUAUUUCAGCUAUGAAUCAAGACGCUAGAUCUACCAGUGAGUACUUGAACAGCAUCGAUCUUGCUAAUAUCAUUCCAGAGAAGACAUUUACAAAUGAGCCCGAGAUUCUCUUUUGUGGCACUAUUUCAAUGAAGCCUACUGGUACAAGAUGAUCAAGCUGAAUAUACUUGAAUAUUCCUGGAAAUAAGGCAACUAAAUCAGAAGAGGAAAAAUAUCAAACAACACCUAGAAAUCGGUUUGACAACAACUAUGGGAUUAUGCUCGAUUGAUCUGAAGCAACAUAUGGACAACUCUAUGAUCAUUUUCAGGAUAAACACAUUUUGGAUCAACUUCUGGUGAACCUAAGAGUAGUAUGGAUCACUCAUAUGCAUGGAGAUCACUGAAUGGGACUCUCAAAAAUAUUUUACGAACGAUCUUUAGCUAUCGAGAAGCUUUUCUCUCAGUCAGAAAUAGAAGAAUCUCCUGGAGAAUUUAUUAUUUAUGCUUGCGUGCCUUACUUCUUAGAAGAUCUGAUCAAAGAUAUUCCAUUUGUUAAAGUUAUUCUGACCUUCAAGCUAAAUCCUGAGACUGAAAAAUACUUUUACAAUGAUGAUCCAGCAGUUGCUAUAGAGUGCACACCUCAAAAUGUAGAAGGGUGUGUUCCGAAAAGUUAUGAAGAGUGUCUUCAGAACAUCCAGAAUAUGGAAGACAACUUUGAACCUGCUCUCAAACAAUUUUAUUCCUUUCUGAAUGAAAAAUUAGGCAUCAAGAGAAUCUAUGGUGUUGAAGCCUUCCAUUGUUAUGAAGCUUAUGGAUGCAUGGUGGAAGCUGAGGAUUGGAGAAUACUCUAUUCAGGAGACACAAUGCCUAACCAGAACCAUCUGAAUUAUGGUCAAGGCAUUACACUUCUUAUUCAUGAAGCUACACUGGAAAAUGGACUCGAAGAAGAUGCUCAGAAAAAGAAUCAUACAACUACAGGCCAAGCUAUUGAUAUCGCAAAUAAGAUGAACGCAUGGAGAGUUUGUUUGACUCAUUUCUCUUCAAGAUAUGUCAAAGUCUCAGAAAUUUCAGAAGAUCAUUUCAAGUAUAAGACAAUGAACGCUAUUGACCAUUUAAGGCUCAAACUCUCCGACUUUGAAUGGGCUUAUAGAACACUGGAGCUGUAUAAACCAUUUUACGAUCUCUAAAAUUACCUA
Moneuplotes crassus is the source of this 2346-nucleotide messenger RNA. Lineage: Eukaryota; Ciliophora; Spirotrichea; Euplotida; Euplotidae. The record is from the annotation of a GenBank genome assembly.